AUGACUCCUUCCAUUCUCAUCGUCGGCGCCACCGGCAAUACCGGCCGAGCUGUCGCUCAUACACUGCCAAAGUUGCUUCAAUCCAGCAGUACUUUGUCCGGGCACCGCAUCAUUGUUCUCACUCGCUCCUCGGGCAGUCCGGUGGCACAAGAGCUUGCCAAAGUGACUGGAGUUUCAUUGAUCGAACAGAACUGGGUUGAGAUAACCACCGACUGGCUCCGUGAGCACAAGGUUGCUAGGGCAUUUAUUGCAUCCCACAAUGAGCCCAACCAAUUUGCCGAAGAAUCGACCUUCCAUCUCAACGCCCUCAGCGCCGGCGUCAAGUAUGUCGUGCGGAUCUCAACUACGGCAGCAAAUAUCCGUCCGGACUGCCCUGCCUAUUAUGCACGCCAGCACUGGGCCAUCGAGACUCUCCUCGGCUCACCCGAGUUCAAUGACUUGCAAUGGACCUCUCUUCAACCGAACGUUUUCUCACCACUCAUUAUGUCCCCUGCUGCGGAGUUUAUCAAGAAAUACCACAGGACUGGAGAGCAGGAUACACUUCGGCUGAUGUUGUCAGAGGAUGGGCCCGUCGGCAUUAUCGAUCCUGACGAGGUUGGUGUUAUUGCAGCUCAUCUCUUGUCUCAAGAUGACACUUCCGCUCAUAAUAGGGCUAAGUACGUUCUAAAUGGACCCGAGGACAUCACUGGAAAGAAGAUUGUCGGCAUGGUUGAGCAGCACAUUGGUACGCCCGUCAGAGACGUUAUCUACAAAGACGUCUCGUUCGUCGACAUGUUGUAUGAGUACCAGUAUGCGGCAACCAAGCAAUCAAAGAACCUCAUCUACUCAAACAAGCGGGCUCCAGAGUCAGCGUGGGAAGGGAAAUGCUCGACUUCUACAACCAGCAACGAGAUCAUGGAGCUUGCUGCUCCAAAGCGCACAGCUGCUGGUACCUUGAAGGCUUUACUUGACAGGUAA
Molecule: messenger RNA, 957 nt
Organism: Penicillium robsamsonii
Lineage: Eukaryota; Fungi; Ascomycota; Eurotiomycetes; Eurotiales; Aspergillaceae
Exons: 1
Coding region: 1-957 (318 amino acids)
Source: RefSeq, a predicted model, not a curated record